Betta splendens (Siamese fighting fish) is the source of this 794-nucleotide messenger RNA. It is a transcript of the gene rps8a, whose product is annotated as ribosomal protein S8a. Gene Ontology annotation, cellular component: ribosome; cytosolic small ribosomal subunit. Gene Ontology annotation, molecular function: structural constituent of ribosome. Bases 16 to 750 code for a protein of 244 amino acids. Lineage: Eukaryota; Metazoa; Chordata; Actinopteri; Anabantiformes; Osphronemidae. The record is from RefSeq and is a predicted model, not a curated record. The transcript has 6 exons. Gene Ontology annotation, biological process: translation; maturation of SSU-rRNA from tricistronic rRNA transcript (SSU-rRNA, 5.8S rRNA, LSU-rRNA).
CCUUCAAACCUCCCCAUGAGCCUUUGCGAGUCCUCUUUCAAGCCGGCGCCUGAGAAUGGGUACGUGUUGUCAUGCUCGGGUUGGAGGGAGAAUCUUCGUCCAUCUGAUGUUUUAACGAAGGAAUAUUGUAUCUCGAGAGACCACUGGCAUAAACGCCGCAAGACUGGUGGGAAGCGCAAGCCCUACCACAAGAAAAGGAAGUAUGAGCUUGGGCGCCCUCCUGCUAACACAAAGAUCGGACCUCGUCGUAUCCACACAGUGCGGGUCCGUGGUGGAAACAAGAAAUAUCGUGCUCUUAGGCUGGAUGUCGGUAACUUCUCUUGGGGCUCUGAGUGCUGCACAAGGAAGACCAGGAUCAUUGAUGUUGUCUACAAUGCCUCCAACAAUGAGCUGGUUAGAACCAAGACCUUGGUGAAGAACUGCAUUGUCCUCAUUGACAGUCUGCCCUUCAGGCAGUGGUAUGAGGCCCACUACGCCACUCCUCUGGGACGCAAGAAGGGAGCCAAGCUGACCCCUGAAGAGGAAGAUGUCCUGAAUAGAAAGCGGUCAAAGAAGACUCAGAAAAAAUACGAAGAACGUAAAAAGAACGCAAAGAUCAGCACCCUCCUGGAGGAACAGUUCCUGCAGGGAAAACUGCUUGCUUGCAUCGCCUCCAGACCCGGCCAGUGUGGCAGAGCAGACGGCUACAUCCUGGAGGGCAAAGAGCUUGAGUUCUACCUGAGGAAGAUCAAGGCCAAGAAAGGCAAAUAGAUGUACAGCUGUUUGAUACGACAAUAAAAUCCAAUCGUCCCACA